This is a messenger RNA of Rhincodon typus (whale shark), 1057 nucleotides long. RefSeq names its product apoptosis, caspase activation inhibitor. NCBI's taxonomy places the organism in Eukaryota, Metazoa, Chordata, Chondrichthyes, Orectolobiformes, Rhincodontidae. The transcript has 3 exons. Gene Ontology annotation, biological process: negative regulation of G2/M transition of mitotic cell cycle. Bases 389 to 826 code for a protein of 145 amino acids. The record is from RefSeq and is a predicted model, not a curated record.
CUCUCCCUCAUUGUGCUCUCACUGUCACAGUAUUCUCACUGUCACUGUUUGCUCUGUGCCUCACAAUUUUUAUCUCUUUCAUUGUGUUCUCACACUCACUGUGUUCUCACUGUCACAAUGUUCUCACUGUCACAGUGUUCUCACGCUCACUGUGACUCAGUAUUUUUCUCUCUCUCAUUGUGUUCUCACUGUCACAGUGUUCUCACGCUCAUUGUGUUCUCUCUGUGACUCAGUAUUUUUCUCUCUCUCAUUGUGUUCUCACUGUCACAGUGUUCUCACGCUCAUUGUGUUCUCACGCUCACUGUAUUCUCACUUUGCGCGUGCUCUCUCCCUCACACUGUUUAUUCUCUCUGACAGUAUCCUCUCCCCUUCCCGUCAAGUCCUGGGGAUGGAGCACCCUGCCCGGGUCGAGCGGGGUCGUGGCGGUGGCGGUCGCCGUGGAGGAAGAGGCCGGGGUCGGGGGCGAGGAGCUCGGGGGUUCGGGGAGCGACAACCGGAGCGGGGUUGGCGGGGAUUCCGAGGUCGGGCCCAGACCCAUACCCAGACCCAUACCCAGACCCAUACCCGGACACGAGACGGAGAGCUUCCGGAGUGGCGGCGGCGGCAGCAGCAGCAGCAGCCGGAGCAGGAUGAGGAUGCUAUGGGCAUAAAAGAAGAUUAUGAUCAACCAAAUGAAUUUUCUAGAAGACAAAUAGUUUCAAAUUGGGACAGAUACAAAACUGAAGAAAAGGAACCUGAUGAUGGUGGUGAAUCUUUGCGAGGUACAGAUUUCAAUGUGCUGCUGAGUUCUGCAGAGUGGUUCAUGUAUGGAAUGAACUUCCAGUAGAAGUGGUGGAUCCCGAUACAGUUAUGACAUUUAAAAGACAUUUAGAUAAGUACAUGAAUAAGAAAUGAAUAAGAUAUGGACUAAGCACAGGCACGUGGGACUAGUUUAGUUUGGGCUGUCUGGUCAGUCCAAAGGGUCUGUUUCCAUGUGUGACUAUGACUCUAAAACAGUAAGUUGCACUGUGAGGUACAUGGCUACAUUUAAAACAAUAAAACAAGGUAAUGUUUUUAU